GACUCUAUUUAAUGCUUAGAGUCGAAUCUUUUAUUGAAGAGUCGAUUUUGAACUGUUUUCAGAAACACUUCACUCUCUGAAAUUUUGAAGUUGAAUUUUGAUAUUGUAUAGUCGACUCUACUUCUUCUUAGAGUGAACUCUUAUAGUUAAGGGUGAAAAUCAGGGUCAACUGACGAUGCAAUAGAUGAUUUGAUAAAAGAAAAAGGCAAAAAAAAAAAAAAAGUAGUCACAUUUUCAUGGCAACCAAAACAGAACACAAAAAUCUUAAUACAAACUCGGGAUCGAUUUCCUUUUUCCUUUAAAAAAUUGCAAAUAACUCCACAAACUAUGUUGGUUCUGGAUGGUGCCUGGACGAGCUCGUCAAGAUCCUUGCUUGCAGGGACAAGUUGGGGCAGAUGGUUAUACCCAUUUUCUUCCAUGUGGAUCCAUCAGAUGUCUGCAACCAGUGGGGGAGCUUUGGCGAAGAUUUUGCGAGUCACCAGAAGGUUACCGUAAACAAAGUAAAGAGGUGGAAGACUACCUUUACUAGUACUAUUUAAGUAUAAGCAACAUGGGUUUUGUCAAUGAAAAUCCAUAUCACCGACAUGCUCCCCAUGUUGCUGAUUAAUUUAUGGUGUGGUGUAGUUGUCGAUCAAUGAAUAAUUGCCUAACUCACCAAAAAAUUUCAACAACUUGAUUUUUGUUGCUGAAAAUGAAGAUUACUUUUUAAA
Rubroshorea leprosula is the source of this 710-nucleotide messenger RNA. Lineage: Eukaryota; Viridiplantae; Streptophyta; Magnoliopsida; Malvales; Dipterocarpaceae. The record is from the annotation of a GenBank genome assembly.